This is a messenger RNA of Protopolystoma xenopodis, 618 nucleotides long. Lineage: Eukaryota; Metazoa; Platyhelminthes; Monogenea; Polystomatidea; Polystomatidae. The record is from the annotation of a GenBank genome assembly.
AUGAGGAGAGCAGCAUGUGCCCCUCGACUCGGAGACAUCUGCCGUCGAGGCAAGACACACACCGCCUGUCAGACGGGCGGUUGUGAAACCCGAUGCCGCCAAGAUUGUUGUAACUACGCGUUGCCAAGAGGAAUGUCAUCAGGCAGUUUACCAUUUUGUCUUGAUGAGUCUGUCUCCUGCUGUGGCAACCGUCACGCCGGGUCGAGUCGGCCGACAAUUCAAGCGCCUAGGCUCGAGCCCCGGCAAAAUCUCGCGGAGCUGAGCGGGCCAGGAUUGUUUGUGUGCGAGAAAGUGUGGCCAGAAUGGCAUCGUCUUCGGGAGUGUGGACACACGUUUUUCAAUUGCAUUCAUAACUUUACAGCCUCACAACUCAGUUCUAUCGUCAGAUUCGGUAUCACGACCCGCCGAUUUCCCGGCUCCACCACAAACGUUAAAGAGUCUCUUUCUCUAUCUCGCUCCGUAAAAAUGCUAUUAUUAGUCAUUUCGAGACGCACCUCAGCAUCGGAAGCAUUAGUUGACUGCAGUUUCAACCUCACCUCAACUGGUUUCAUACUGAGCCCCAGCGGGACUCGAACCAUGGCAGGGCAGCGUAUAAUCUCGACGCCACAAAUGCUCUAG